Notechis scutatus (mainland tiger snake) is the source of this 1928-nucleotide messenger RNA. RefSeq names its product microtubule associated protein RP/EB family member 2 (gene MAPRE2). The record is from RefSeq and is a predicted model, not a curated record. NCBI's taxonomy places the organism in Eukaryota, Metazoa, Chordata, Lepidosauria, Squamata, Elapidae. Gene Ontology annotation, molecular function: microtubule binding.
GAGGGGAAAGAAGACGGCGGCGAAGAGAGAAUCGGACAGAAUCGGUAGUAAAGGGAAAAGCAGCAGCCCAGCCCGUCCCAGCCUCUCCUCGCCCAGGCACCCAGGUUUUGGGCUGCUUGCUUUUGGGAGCGCUCCAAUGCCUGGUCCUACUCAAGCGCUGUCCCCAAAUGGAGAGAACAACAACGACAUCAUCCAGGAUAACGGCACCAUCAUCCCUUUCAGGAAGCAUACAGUGCGAGGGGAGCGUUCCUACAGUUGGGGAAUGGCGGUCAACGUGUAUUCUACCUCUAUAACCCAAGAGACUAUGAGCAGACAUGACAUCAUUGCAUGGGUGAAUGACAUAGUAGCUUUAAACUACACAAAAGUUGAACAACUGUGUUCAGGAGCAGCUUACUGCCAGUUCAUGGAUAUGUUGUUCCCAGGGUGUAUUAGUUUGAAGAAAGUAAAAUUCCAAGCGAAGCUCGAACAUGAGUAUAUUCAUAACUUCAAACUUCUACAAGCAUCAUUUAAAAGAAUGAAUGUGGAUAAGGUCAUUCCAGUAGAGAAAUUAGUAAAGGGACGUUUCCAAGAUAACCUUGAUUUCAUACAGUGGUUUAAGAAAUUUUUUGAUGCUAACUAUGAUGGCAAAGAAUAUGAUCCAGUAGAAGCUCGGCAAGGACAAGAUGCAAUUCCACCACCUGAUCCUGGGGAACAGAUCUUUAAUCUGCCAAAAAAAUCUCAUCAUGCAAACUCUCCUACAGCAGGUGCUGCCAAAUCCAGUCCUGCAUCAAAACCUGGCUCCACAUCAUCUCGUCCAUCAUCAGCCAAAAGAACACCGCCAAGCAGUUCAGUGUCAAAGUCUGAUAAAGAUUUGGAGACACAAGUCAUACAGCUUAGCGAACAGGUACAUUCAUUAAAACUUGCACUUGAAGGUGUGGAAAAGGAGAGAGAUUUCUAUUUUGGGAAAUUAAGGGAGAUUGAGCUUUUAUGUCAAGAACACGGAGAAGAAAACAAUGAUCUUGUUCAACGGUUAAUGGAAGUUCUGUAUGCUUCAGAAGAACAUGAGAGCCACACAGAAGAACAUGAAGGUGAAGAACAGGUUCAUGAACAGCCCCAGCAGCAGGAAGAAUACUGACCAUCUGGCACAUUGGCUGUUUCUGAUUUUCUGUGGGAACUUUCUUUGGAAGAAUGGAAUGUGUGUGGCCUCAGACUUGAAACCAAUCACUCUCUGUCUGCCAUUAACAUAAAUGUACCAUACUGUGUCAGCCAACUUGCCAAGAUGUGUUUUGCAGAAGUCUUCUAUCGGCGUUUGAACCUAAGAAGGUCUGCAAGCUUUGUUCCCAGUUUCUACCACUGCAACGUCACUAUCUGGCUGCUUGAAAUUUGUUCAGCUUUUAAAAAUAUAUAUAUAAAUAUAAUAUAUAUAUAUAUUUAUUUUUCCUUCUGUCUUAAGUAUGAAUAACAUUUGUAAUUUGUUCAAAACUAUUUAUAUGGGCAUCUCUUAAAAUAAAAAGUACUAUUCAGUUAGGUUUCACAUUUCAUGAUAAUUCGGUGCACUUGGACAUUACUUUGGACAAAAGGCAAAAGUGGGAAAUAAUUGAAAUAGACAAAUUCAAGUAAUUUCAAAUAAUUUUCCCUAAUUAGAACAAAAGCACACAUGCUAGAGCUGUAAUGUUUCUGAUGUCAUAAUCCAAAGCAUGCUAGAAAGCUAUACAGUGUUUCUUAUAGUAUUGGAAGAUGCAUACAUGCCUGCCUAAUCUUUCUUUGGACACUUCCUUCUUCUAGAAAGGUUAUUCUUGUUUCAAUUCUAUAUUCAAUGUUUUGUCAAUUUAAGCAUUUAUACUGAUCUUUACAGUAUAUAUGUCUCAAGAUGUCACCUAUAUUCCAAUUCCCACUGCUGGCUACACUGAUUAUGAAAACAAACAUUUAUUUUUUCUUCUGUGCAAGUG